UGCCCACUUCCGGCUUGCGCCCUAAUCAGUGAUAACAGGUUUUCGGCUGAAGAAAUCGCAAGUUCUCAAGUUGGGACACCGAGGAACGGGCGCGCGAAAGAACUGUUUGACAAGCAGGGAUGUGAAGCUCCAAUGAUUCAAAACAGUAUAACACUACGGAUUGGUCUCACUGUCCCCAGUACAGCCUUCACAAUGUGGACCUGCCCACCGCGUGAUCUGCACGCACUACUUGCCUGUUCUCCGGGGCAGACACACAACUGA
Messenger RNA from Opisthorchis viverrini, 261 nucleotides. RefSeq lists its product as hypothetical. The transcript is spliced from 3 exons. NCBI's taxonomy places the organism in Eukaryota, Metazoa, Platyhelminthes, Trematoda, Opisthorchiida, Opisthorchiidae. The annotation marks the transcript as partial. The record is from RefSeq and is a predicted model, not a curated record.